Molecule: messenger RNA, 5372 nt
Organism: Rhodamnia argentea
Lineage: Eukaryota; Viridiplantae; Streptophyta; Magnoliopsida; Myrtales; Myrtaceae
Product: formin-like protein 6
Source: RefSeq, a predicted model, not a curated record
GUUACAGACAUGGACAAAAGCUCGGAUCUUUGUUUCCCAACAUUCCCCUAAUGAAGUCCUUAAUCUUUCCCAUGCCGUAUCUCAGUUCCUCGCUCUCUCUCUCUCUCUCUCGCUCUUUCACUUUCCAUGGAUUGAAAGCUAAGUCUCUCUCUCGCUGACGCUCGAAGGCGGAAGUGUGGAUGCGAAGCCAGAGAUUUGUACCCAGAAGUUUUUUAACCUUCAAGACCCAGCAACAAUCCAUGCCACAUGCCCCCUCCAUCUGUUGGCGGUCCCUGCCUCCUAGGCCAUCAUUGUCGGGUCUCAACGUUCUCGUCCCGUCUCUGUCUCUGUGACGUCGUUCCCGUGAUCCGACUACAUAUGGACGACAUGGGUUUUCGUUUCUUGUGCUAUGUGGGUGUCUGAAUGUGUUCUUUUCUUGGUUCGUAGCCCGCGAUAGACGAUGGGGUUGUUCAGGAAGUUCUUUUACAAGAAGCCACCCGAUGGGCUCUUGGAGAUUUCCGAAAGAGUCUACGUGUUUGAUUACUGCUUUACCACCGAUGUCUUGGAGGAGGAUGAAUAUAAAGUAUACAUUGGAGGCGUAGUGCGUCAGCUCCGUGACCAUUUCCCUGAUGCCUCUUUCAUGGUGUUCAAUUUCCGGGAAGGAGAGAACCAAAGCCAUAUUGCCAAUUUAUUGUCUGAAUAUGAUAUGACUGUCAUGGAUUACCCUCGAAAUUAUGAAGGUUGCCCCAUACUUACCAUGGAGAUGAUCCAUCACUUCUUAAGAUCCUCAGAGAGCUGGUUGUUACUUGGGCAACAAAAUGUGCUACUGAUGCACUGUGAAAGAGGUGGGUGGCCAGUUUUGGCGUUCAUGUUGGCGGCACUUCUAAUUUAUAGGAAGCAAUAUACAGGAGAGCAGAAAACAUUGGAUAUGGUUUACAAGCAAGCGCCUCGUGAACUCUUGCAGCUGAUGUCACCUCUCAAUCCAUUGCCUUCACAGUUGAGAUAUCUGCAGUAUGUAUCAAGAAGAAAUGUCGGCUCAGAGUGGCCCCCACUGGAUAGAGCUCUCACGUUAGACUGCAUUAUACUAAGAUUAAUUCCUACUUUGGAUGCUGAAGGGGGUUGCCGUCCCAUCUUCAGGAUAUUUGGACAGGACCCAUUUAUGGUCGCUGAUAAAACUCCCAAAGUCCUGUUCUCGACACCAAAAAGGAGCAAACUUGUUAGGCAUUACAAGCAGGCAGAAUGUGAGCUAGUUAAAAUCGAUAUCCAUUGCCACAUUCAAGGUGAUGUUGUCCUUGAGUGUAUUAGCCUGGAUGAUAGUCUUGAACAUGAAGAAAUGAUGUUCAGAGUGAUGUUUAACACAGCUUUCAUAAGGGCAAAUAUCUUGAUGCUUAACCGUGAUGAAGUCGAUGUGUUAUGGAAUUCCAAAGAUCAGUAUCCCAAGGAUUUCAGAGCAGAGAUUCUUUUCUCGGACAUGGAUGCUGCUUCUUCUCUUAUUCCAGUUGAGUUGCCCAGUCAUGAGGAAAAAGAAGGCCUGCCAGUGGAAGCAUUUGCUAAAGUACGAGAAAUCUUCAGCAGUGUGGACUGGACUGAUCCAAAAGCAGAUUUAGCACUUAAUGUGCUUCACCAAAUCCAGGCAACAAGUGUCAUUUCUGAAAAACUGAAAAGUGCUGGUGCUCAGUAUGAUGUAACAAAUUUGUUGUUGGACUCAAGCCCCGUGAAGGAAACUAAAAAGCAGAAAGAACCUGAAGAUAGAAGCAGAGAUGAGGCUCAUGUGAAACACUCAAUGUCACCUUUAAAACCAUUUCAAGAUGACAGUACAACUAUCAAGAAAAUGGAAGCACAAGAAGGACAGGCCCUCAAUCAGAAACCCAUCUCUUCCUUAGAACCAACUGAAGAUGCUGGCUUAAGUGUUCAAAAGGUUGAAGUUAAAGAACCACGGGUGUCUGCCCAGCGACCAGAUCCAGCAAAGCUUAUUUCACAAAGAUUACCUCGCACUUCCCUGUCUGCUCCCAUUUUGAAUGCUAAUUCAUUGCAAGGAUCGUCUGUUCCAGUGUCAAGGUAUCAUAGUGCACCUUCAGCUCUUGGCAUUACAGCUUUGUUGCAAGACCAUGCUGCAUCCAAGAGUGACGAAGUCAUCGAUCCAUUGACAAAAUCAUCUAUCCCAGCUAUUUCGUCUCCCAUGUUAAACAUUUCUAGGCCAAUGCAGUCCUCUAAAGUGUCAAAUCCACCUUUGCCACAACCAUUACCGGUACUGCCACAAAGGCCAGCUCUGUCUAGUAAUUCAGUUGGGCCACACACAGCUGUAGAUAAGCUUUCUCAAGAUGCUCAUUUUGCCAUGGAAUCAGAAGACUCCUUGCUAAGCAAAUCCUUUGGGCCAACACUAUCUCCAUUAGAUGACAUUGCAGUUGAGUACGGUGGUCGGUCAUCAAUUUCGACCCAUCUUUCACCUCAAUCUUCUUUGUCAGGGCCAUUUGAUGUUCCUGGUACCAAGACCUCAUCUCUGCAUCCUCCUCCUCCAGCUCCUGCUUCUCCAUCCCUAGUGGAGUCCUUAUCCAACGUUGGAGAAAGCUUCUCUUCACAUGCCUCUUCUCCAACCCAUGUCAUUUCAACUGUUGCAUCAUCCAUUGGCAAUAACUCAUCUCCAUCUCCUCCCCUUCCAGCAUCUGAUGUUUCUGCAUCACCUGCUUCCCUCAUUUCCAGGGUGCCCUCCACAAAGAACUUGGCAGUUGUUUCCAAGCCCCCACCCCUUCCUCCAUCCCCACCUCCACCUCCAAGUCCUCAUACUGCCUUGGGUUCUGGGACUGCAGCUCCAGUGCCUCCACCUCCACCUCCACCUCCGCCUCCACCUCCUCUGUGUACUGAACCUGCCUCGGGUUUUGUGACUGCACCUCCACCUCCACCUCCACCUCCAUCUCCACCUCCACCUCCACCUCGUUCUGACCUUGUUUCAGGUUUCAUGACUACACCUCCAGCACCUCCACCUCCUUUUCCUCGUUCUGACCCUGUUUCAAGUUUUGUGAGUACACCUCCAGCACCUCCACCUAGCCCUCCACUUUCUUCUUAUUCUGGCAGAGCCUUAGGUUCUAUGACUGCUCCCCCUGUGCCUCCGCCUCCGCCUCCUCGAUCUGCCCCUCUUCCAGGUUCUGUGGUUACGCCUCCAGCACCUCCCCCUCCUCGAUCUGCCCGUCUUCCAGGUUCUAUGGUUACGCCUCCAGCACCUCCUCCUCCACCACCUCAAUCUGGCCUUCUGCCAGGUUCUACUGUCACUGCUCCAGCAGCUCCACCUCCCCCUCCUCCUGGCUCUGGACCUGUGUCAGGCUCUAUCUUAUCAUCUUCAGCACCACCACCUCCACCUCCUCCUGGUUUGACACAGAGAACAUCCAUUUCUAAGAAUUCUGCAACCAUUCCUCCACCCCCCCCCCCAGCUCCUCUAGGUAAAGAGCUUUCAAAACCUAAUGGUGCCUCUCCACAUCCUGGUGGGAAUAAUGGGCCUGUCCCUCCAACUCCUAAUCCUCCAACUGCACCAUUGAACCCAAAGGGGCGGCUUUUAUCACGUUCAGGUCCAAGAAACCAGGUUCAACAAAAAAAAUCAAACCUGAAGCCUUAUCAUUGGUUAAAACUAACGAGGGCUAUGCAGGGAAGCUUAUGGGCAGAGGCGCAAAAGUCUGAUGAUUCUUUAAAGGCUCCAGAGUUUGACAUGUCAGAGCUUGAAAGCCUUUUUUCAGUAGCUUCGACUUCAGAGAGCACUCGUGGAAAAUCACCUCGUGCUUCUGGACGUAAAUCUGAUAAAGUUCAGCUGAUUGAUCUUCGGAGGGCAUAUAACUGUGAGAUUAUGCUUACAAAGGUCAAAGUUCCGUUGCCCGAUUUGAUGAGUUUUAUCCUUGCCCUAGAUGAUUCAGCAUUAGAUGUGGACCAGGUUGAUAACCUUAUAAAGUUCUGCCCAACAAAAGAAGAGAUUGACUUACUCAAGAAUUACAAUGGAGACAAGGAAAACCUGGGCAAAUGCGAGCAGUUCUUCCUAGAAUUGAUGAAAGUUCCGCGGGUAGAGUCCAAGCUUAGGGUUUUCUCAUUUAAGAUACAAUUUCAAUCCCAGAUUUCAGAUCUCAGUAGUAGUUUGCAUGUUGUGAACGCUGCAUCCGAAGAGAUCAGGAACUCAGUCAAACUGAAGAGAAUUAUGCAGACAAUUCUUUCCUUGGGAAAUGCGUUGAAUCAAGGAACUGCACGGGGUUCUGCAAUUGGAUUCCGAUUGGAUAGUCUCCUUAAACUCACUGAUACGCGAGCCAAGAACAACAAGAUAACUCUCAUGCAUUAUCUCUGUAAGGUGCUUGCAGAGAAGCUUCCGGAAGUUAUAGACUUUCCCAAAGACCUUAUGCAUUUAGAGGCUUCAACAAAGAUACAAUUGAAGUUCUUGGCUGAAGAAAUGCAAGCCGUUAGUAAGGGGCUUGAAAAAGUUGUACAGGAAUUGGCUGCCUCUGAAAAUGAUGGUCCGGUAUCAGAAAACUUUUGUGAGAAUUUGAAGGAGUUUCUAGGAAUUGCUGAGGCGGAGGUGAGGUCGUCGGCUUCGCUUUAUUCCAAUGUGGGUAGAAGUGCAGAUGCAUUGGCCCUCUAUUUCGGGGAAGAUCCAGCUCGUUGCCCAUUUGAGCAAGUUGUAUCGACUCUGCUCAAUUUCGUCAGAAUGUUUAUACGGGCACAUGAUGAAAACUGCAAGCAGUUAGAACUCGAAAAGAAGAAAAUGCAGAAAGAGGCUGAAACACCUCAGGUGAAUCUGGGUGCUCUUCAGGCAGCUUGAAGGAUUGGUAGAUCAUUGGAGGAAUCGCAAAAUGCAAAGUGAGAAUAGGCGACCCCGGCAACUGUGCAGUCUGGACUUGGUGUACCAAAAAUAAGUGGCAUCUGUCAAAUUGUGGCAAUGUGAAAGUUCAUGCUUGUCUUGAGGAUUAGAAGAUGCUUUUGCACUUGAGAGAGGUUCUCAUUUCGUGUCCAAGGUGAAUGGCUGGCAAGGAUAUAUAGUCAAAUGUGCGAUCUGAACUGACAUUCAUGGCAGGUAGAGAGGAAUAGAUCUGACAGUGAGAACAAGCCAUAGAGAAGACACGAGUAGUCUCUCAGAUUGCCAGAACACAUGAUGGCUUCUUGAGUGACAAGCUCUUGGACGCAACCAUCAUCCUAUCCUACUACCCUUUGGGGCAUAGAGAUCUGCCCUGUAAAUAAUAGUUAAUCUGCUACUAGAUCGGCACAACCGCCGUAUAUCUGAUUUUGUUGUAAAAAUGUUAGCAUCAGCAAUGAUCUUGUUCUUUAUCCAAUUCAUUGUUAGGUAAUUUGUUUAGUAUUCAUUCUGUGUAUCAAGCAAAAUUUGCUGCGAGAAUUUCGUCAAUGGUGAAUGGCCAAGCGAUUAUGCA